This is a messenger RNA of Oryzias latipes (Japanese medaka), 2178 nucleotides long. It is a transcript of the gene fancl, whose product is annotated as FA complementation group L. Lineage: Eukaryota; Metazoa; Chordata; Actinopteri; Beloniformes; Adrianichthyidae. Gene Ontology annotation, cellular component: Fanconi anaemia nuclear complex; nucleus. Gene Ontology annotation, molecular function: ubiquitin protein ligase activity. The record is from RefSeq and is a predicted model, not a curated record. Gene Ontology annotation, biological process: protein monoubiquitination; interstrand cross-link repair.
UUUUUCUUCUUAUGGCGGGAGACACUUCCUUUCUCGAGCUGUUUGUUUACUUCCUGCGUGUAUUCAGUCAAACUAAACCAACUGAAGUGAAGUUCCCGGUUGGAGUUCAGGAGAAGCGCCAUCGUAGUCCGCGUGUGGCGUUAGCUUGAAACGCUCGCAUGUCUACGUUCAUGGAGGACUCGCUGUUUAAAGACAACCCGCUUCUUUUGCCUGUGAACGAGCAGAAAACGGUUUAUGAUGGAUUCAUCUCUGUGCAGGACAAAGAUCUACGAAUCCGGAUAAUUCUGCCUCCAGAUUUGCAGCUGAAGAAGGCCAAACUGCACUGCGGUUGGGAGCUAAGACACCUGCUGCGGGGAUAUGAGGCCAUUGUCAAGCAGCGGCUCCAGCAGUCGGCCGAUCUCUCCGGCUUCAUUCUAGAGUUGAAGACUGUGCUGGAAGUGGGUCUGAAGAGCCGUCCUGAGUGCUGCUCCAUCCCUCCUCCUCAGUAUUACGCUCAGAUAAUCUCUGAGAUGGAGACCCUUGGGUGGGACAAGAUGGUCCACAUAGACAUGGAGUUCCAAACACUGAAACUGAAGGCAGAGGACUCGUCUGGGAGGCAGCACAUGCUCACCGUCAGACUCAAGGCAAAGCAUCCUGCUGAGGCUCCCGAGUGCUCUGCUGACCUGCCGGUCCCCCUGUCCGUCACCUGGACCCCACAGAGUACUCUGGAGCAGCUUUACAGCCAGUUCCUUCUGGUUCUGGAGUAUCUGACUGAGUUCUGGGAUGUUCUGGAUGAAAUUGAUGAGAAGACCUGGAUCCUCGAACCUGAAAACCCCAGCCGUUCGGACACAAUGAGGCGGAUUGCCAUUGGAAACAACUUAUCCAUCAAGGUGGAAGUGGAUCCUAGACACCCUAAGAUGCUGCCAGAGUGCUGCCUGCUUGGAGCAGAGCAUGCAGUGACACCUCUGAGGAAUAAGCUGAAUGCCAACAUGCACCUGUGGAACCCGGACUCCAGCGUCUUGCACAACCUCCGGGAUGUUUUGGAGAUCGAAUUCCCGUCACCUGCCACCCACGAGAAAUCUGGCUUCAGCGUGGAGUGCGGCAUCUGCUACUCCUAUCGCCUUGAAUCCGCCAUCCCUGAUCAAGUGUGCAAUGACCCCCGCUGUGGCCAGCCCUUCCAUCAGGCCUGUCUGUAUGAGUGGCUGCGAGCGCUCCCCACCUGCAGACAGAGCUUCAGCAUCAUUUUUGGAGAGUGCCCUUACUGCAGCAAGCCCAUCACUGUGAAAAUGCCAAGUGAAGUCCAGAAGUUGUGAGCUUGAAGAAAUACUGUCAAACAUACAUCUGGGAACUGCUAAAAAGACAAAAAAAGUUUCAGUUUAUUGGAGGUUUAUUGUGCCUUAACAAACUGUAACACAACACUCAAUAGGAGAAAAAGGCCGACCCAGAAGAACCAGGACAUGUGAGAGUGUCUCUGCGUGGGAGCAGCAUCUUGUCUUGGAUCUGUGUGAACAGAGUGUUUCCACAGCUCCUGAUCACUGCGGCGUCCUCUUUCAUCCCACCCUUCUCUGUAAUCCGUGUGUGUUUGCAUCUUCUUGUCACUCUGUGUCCUCGUGUGCUUUCCUCUUUGAUGCUGGGGUUGAUUUCCUUGUUGCCCUGACAUCACAGCCAGAUCAUUUGUUUUCCUGCCGCUCCAUUGGGUUCUAGUUCUCUGUCAAAGAGGGCAAUUCAAGUGCAUGUUCUUUUAGUGUGUAAAGUUCAACUAAAGAUGGUUAAUAUUCAGCCCAGUUAUGCUUGAGAAGUCUGCUCGCCCGUCUUUUGUUGUUUUUUUUGCCUCAGAGCUGUUUGGACCGAGCACCAGAACUUACAGGAGGACCCCUUACAUGGUCCAAAUGAAUGGGUUUGGGUCUCACUUCCCCUUCUUCUCCACUGUCUUCUGCAUAGGUGCAUGGACGUCUGGGCCUCAGAGUUCUCCUGGCAGGAGGUGAAGCCUCUUCCUUCUGUAAAACAGAAGGGUUUGGUCACACAAUGAGAACAAACAUCAAACGUAAAAGUACCGGAACGGGAACAUAAGAUGAGCUCAAACGUCAGAACGGCACUAUUUUUUGACCCAGAAGUACUUUGAGUGCAGCAAAGAGACAAUUACCACCAUAGGGGAGUCAGAUGUGUUCUAAAAAAAUAAAUAAAAUAUUCAUUCAUUCA